Molecule: messenger RNA, 1464 nt
Organism: Haliotis rubra (blacklip abalone)
Lineage: Eukaryota; Metazoa; Mollusca; Gastropoda; Lepetellida; Haliotidae
Exons: 1
Coding region: 1-1464 (487 amino acids)
Biological process (GO): positive regulation of DNA-templated transcription
Cellular component (GO): chromatin; nucleoplasm
Molecular function (GO): ubiquitin-protein transferase activity; protein binding; zinc ion binding
Source: RefSeq, a predicted model, not a curated record
AUGUGCGAAGAGCACAAAAAUGAGUGCAUUGAAUUUGUUUGUAAAGAUUGCAAAAAGCUUAUUUGUCAGAAGUGCUGCAUAGUCUACCACAGGAAAUGUUCAUCUGUUGUCACAAUUGAGUCAGAGCUUACCGAGAUCAAGACAAAACUGAUGACAAAAAGGAAAUCGUUGCUUACAGACGAACAAACGAGGAAGGACCGAGUCAGAGAACAGAAACUAAGACUUACUGAGGUCAGUGAAUCAUCGUCAGAACUGGAGUCACUGAUUCGGUCGUCCUGUGACAUGGCCAGAGAAAAGAUUAAACAGAAGGAGAACACACUCAUAAACAAACUGAAAGAAGCUACUGAAAUUCACCUUGGACAGCUAAAAGCUGACAUCAAGGCGGGAGAAAUGGCAGCGCAGAUGUACCACCAGGGGGUCGAGCUGAUAGACAAGGGUCUGGAGACUGAAUGUCAGGUGGACAUCUACCGAAUGUGUCAAUGGUUUGAGGAGGAACGUCUAGAGGAGGCAGUUCUCAAUGAGGCUGUGGACAAAAUCAUUUUUGAACAGGAUACGGACAAGCUUGUCAACAUCCUAGAAACCCUACCACUGGGAGACAUUGAAGUUGUGUAUAAGGGUAAUGAGAUGCUUGGUGAUGGUGUGUUUGAUGUGAAGGGAACGCCUGUCUUACAUGAUACAUUACCAUCCCAUAAGGCCUUACUCGCACCCUUGGAUGUAAUGGUGAUGGUAGUCAACAAUAUACAUACGCUGGUGGUCUUAGAUUACGGGGAUAAAAAUCUGAAGUCCUUCUAUACUCGGAAAAAUAAAGCAUGUCAAAGUAACCUUCAUGUUGGAGGUCGGCCAUUCAAUAUAGCAAAAUUGUCACACAAUCAGGUGAUUGUAUCUGUUGUCGAUGAACGAAAACUUGUAACAGUUCGUGUCACUCCAGACCUUGCGCAUCUCUCAACGAUCAAAACAAGCAAAUAUUAUUAUGGUUUGACUGCUCUGACAUCGUCAACACUAGCUGCCGGGUCAAGAUCGCCUCCGUGUGUGGAUAUAAUUGGUAUGACGGGGAACGUUCUGAGUUCGUUAGUGCCGAUGGAAAAUGGGGUACCACUGGUCAACAUGCCGUGCUUCCUCUCUACGAUGAAGACAGGAAACAUCCUUGUGUCUGAUGAAGGAACCAGUCGUAUCCUGUGUUUGACACCAGAAGGAGAUGUCCUGUUCAACCUCACCCAUACAGGAAAUGAAAUGUUUCAACUCCCUCUUGGUAUCACAAGCACGAGCUCUGGUGACAUCCUGGUUGCCGAUCACAACAGUCACAGAAUAAUACAUAUAACUGAAUCGGGAGAUUUUGUGAGAAACAUACUAACAUCAAAGCAGGGUAUAAACUAUCCACGUGGAAUUUGUGUAGAUACACGUGGUCGACUCUACAUAUGUCAUCGCACUGAAGGCACGAUCAAGGUGUUCUCCAGUAAACCGUGA